UCCAAUGCAAUGCACCCCUUUCUCUCUCUUUCUCUGUUGCCAUACACUAACUCUGUCUUGUAGACUUCCUUGGAGAUUAGUAUAGAGUCAACUUAGUAGAUUUUGUUUCGCUCUGUCUUUUAUUUUUCUUCUCUCUCCACCCGUGUGCGUGAGUGUGAGGCUUCACUUUCUCUUUUGUUUUUGAAGGAGUAUAAAUCUUUGCUUUGCUCUGCUUUGUCUAUAGUGUCAACGCUUACAAAAAGAGGAACCCCAGGAAGUUUCCUACCUCCCUUCCUCUUCCUCUAAAAACCCUUUUACUUUCCCCUCUUUGCUGUUGCUUUCUCUUUUGUUUUGUUUUUUGGGCUGCUGUUUCAACUUGUCCCAGAGCCCCACUAAGCUUCAUUCAACGCUCUUGCACCCCCGCAGUCUCUUACACUCUCAACGCUUCCCCUUCAGCUUCUUAUCACCAGUUAGUUUUCUGAACUAAUCUACCAAUGGAGAAGGCUAAUUGUUGCAUUUCAAGGCCAUCUAGAAAGAGAAAGUUGCCUCAAGAAGGCAAUGAUAUGUUGAACUUCACCUUGGAUGAGCUCACUGAAGACCUCCUUGAAAGGGUCCUUUCAUGGUUACCAACCUCAAUGUUCUUUCGCCUCAGUUCAGUGUGCAAGAGAUGGAAAUCAGUUGCUGCUUCUGAAAGUUUUAAGCUUGCUUGCUCUAGGAUUCCUUCACGGGAUCCUUGGUUUUUCAUGGUGGAUCCCAAUCUUAAUCAAUCAGUUGUUUUCGAUUCUGCUGAAAGAAGUUGGAAAAAGCUCAAUCAUCCGCCUCUCCUCUUGCAUAACUGUAACUGUGCCUCCAUUCCAGUUGCAGCAUCUGGUGGUCUUGUCUGUUUCCGCAAUAUGUCUGGCAAUUACAUUGUAUGCAAUCCCGUGAAAGGAUCUUGUCGCGAACUCCCUCCAGUGGAUCCAGACUCUCGUGAUCGAUCUCUUCAUGCUAUAGCAAUGAAUGUAUAUUCCAAUUACCAUGGCUCGUACAAGCUUAUCUUAGUCUCUGGUGAUCUUUCAAAGCUUUCUUUCAAAGUUUAUAACUCUAGUGCUGAUUGCUGGGAAGAAGAGAUUAUGCUGAGGAAACAAGGUGAUGAUUAUACAGAAUUUGACUCAAACGAUGAUGAUGAUGCCGUGUACUUCCUUAGCAAAGCUGGAAAUGUGGUGGCAACUAACAUGCAGAGAAGCCCAUCCAAGCAGUAUUCAUCAGUUAUUACUCUUAAAGAUGGUGAGGAGAUUGUAUAUUUCCUCAGCUCCUUAGGAACAGUUGUGGCCUGCAAUCUGACCCAGAAGUAUUUCUCUGAAUAUCCCAGACUGUUGCCUGUCUUUUCUGAGUACUCCAUUGAUGUGGUGGAGUGUAAAGGAGAGAUGUUGGUUGUUGUGUUAUCAGAAUUUUUUGAAAGCGCUAGCCUUAGGGUGUGGAGGUGUGAUGAGAAAACCAAGACUUGGAAUCAGAUUGCAGCAAUGCCUCCUGCAAUGUCACACGAGUUUUAUGGCAAGAAAGUAGACAUAAACUGUGUUGGGGCUGGUGACCAGAUAUUUAUAUGCUUAAGCUCUGCUGAGCUUUGUAGUUAUGUUCUCUGUGAUUUUGUGACUAACGAAUGGGUCGAACUACCCAAAUGUUCAAUGAAUGGUGAAGCCUUGGAGUUCAUGUCUGCCUGUUCAUUCGAGCCAAGGAUUGAGGCUUCUGUAUGAACACAUGGUGUGGAGUGAGCUAUGUUUUGAAGGAUUUGAUAAUGCCGUCUGUGAUUCCUCUUUUUUUUUAAAAAAAAUCUUUUUUCUCAGUGCUCUUUACUUCAUUUAUUUUGUUCUUAUUUGUAUUCUUUUAGAGUAUUGAUUUGUUCUCUUAUUCGAAUUGUUUAAGCAAAUUAGCCCCUUUGCUGGAUGUAUUAAUGAGAUAAUGUUAUUAGACUAUUGGUUGUCAUAUACGAGAAGUGUCUUUUUACUUUGAAUGCUAUUGUCUCGCUCAACAAAUUUAUUAAGUUUCUUGAUGCAGUUGAAAUUUUAAAACUAACAUAUAAAACGGAUGACAGAAAGAUGAUCAGUAUAUCUAAAUC
Durio zibethinus is the source of this 2074-nucleotide messenger RNA. Lineage: Eukaryota; Viridiplantae; Streptophyta; Magnoliopsida; Malvales; Malvaceae. The record is from RefSeq and is a predicted model, not a curated record.